Messenger RNA from Xenopus laevis (African clawed frog), 2059 nucleotides. RefSeq names its product ethanolamine kinase 1 L homeolog (gene etnk1.L). Gene Ontology annotation, molecular function: ethanolamine kinase activity. The transcript has 9 exons. The coding region runs from base 111 to 1370 and encodes 419 amino acids. Gene Ontology annotation, cellular component: cytoplasm. The record is from RefSeq and is a predicted model, not a curated record. Gene Ontology annotation, biological process: phosphatidylethanolamine biosynthetic process. Lineage: Eukaryota; Metazoa; Chordata; Amphibia; Anura; Pipidae.
UGGAAUUUUCCAUCUGAUCCGCUCAUUAUAGCGCCGAGCCCGAUACAAUCUCCUCAGUCUCCCGGUGUCUCGUCCGUGUCUCACAGUCUCCCGGUGUCUCAGUCAGUCUCAUGGCCAACUACAUCCACGUCCCCUCCGGCUGUCCCCACGUGCCCAAGAUCGACUUCACCGUCAUCGACUCCGGAUACCGGGACGGGGCCCUGCGGCUGCUCCAACAGCUCAGGCCCAAAUGGAAACCGGAACACGUCACUACCCAGCUUUUCACAGACGGAAUAACCAACAAGCUGAUUGGCUGUUACAUGGGGGACACAAUGGAGGACGUGGUCCUGGUGAGAAUCUACGGCAACAAGACGGAACUGCUGGUGGACAGAGAGGAGGAGCUUAAGAGUUUCCGGGUGUUGCAGUCGCACGGCUGUGCCCCCCAACUGUACUGCACCUUUAAUAACGGCCUGUGCUACGAGUUUAUGCAGGGGGAGGCCCUCGACCCACAACAUGUCUGUAACCCCACAAUAUUCAGGCUAAUAGCCCGGCGACUGGCCAAGAUCCACGCUAUUCACGCCCACAACGGCUGGAUCCCCAAAUCCAAUUUAUGGGUUAAAAUGAGGAAAUAUUUCUCCCUGAUUCCUACAGAGUUUGAAAUGGAGGCGGUUAAUGGCAGGUACGAUGCCCUCAGGGUGCCAGUUCCGUGGUACACACUGUGCUUUCUGCCCUGCAACUCCCUGCAACUCCCUGCCUCCUCUCCGUUCUGCUCUCGGAUUGGCUACACAGGGUUCAAGCGGGAGGUCCCGAGCCCCCGGGUUCUGGAGGACGAGAUGUCGUGGAUGAAGGAGGUUCUGUCCAAUCUGCAGUCGCCGGUGGUUCUGUGUCACAACGACCUCCUGUGUAAAAACAUCAUUUACAAUGAAAAGAGAGGUUUGUGGGUUCCCCCCGUGGCGUCAUUUGUACCCCUGGCACCUCCCCCUAGGAGCACGAAUCCUGGAGACGUCCAGUUCAUCGACUACGAAUAUUCCGGCUACAACUACCAGGCCUACGACAUCGGCAACCACUUCAACGAGUUUGCAGGAGUGAGUGAGGUGGAUUAUUCGCUGUACCCCAGCCGGGAGUUGCAGUUCCAGUGGCUCGGGGCGUAUCUAGAAGCCUACAAGGAGCACAAGGGGUUAAACUCGGACGUCACCGAGAAGGAGGUGGAAGUUCUUUAUGUGCAAGUGAAUCAGUUUGCGCUGGCUUCUCAUUUCUUCUGGGGUCUCUGGGCCUUGAUUCAAGCGAAAUAUUCCAAAAUCGACUUUGACUUCUUGGGUUACGCCAUCGUGCGUCUCAACCAAUAUUUCAAAAUGAAGCCGGAGGUGACGGCGCUGACCCUCCCCGAGUAGCGACCCCCCCCUCCCCCUUCGUCCGAUUGGAUUUUCAGAAUCUCGUUCUGGGAAGAACAUGGGAGCGUCCGUCGUGCGGUUCAAUAUGAUGGUUUUUCUUUGAAACAUGCCUUUUAUAGAGCGAGCCUUUAACCACCCACUAACUGUCAGUUUUCCUGGAGCAAGAGGGGCGGGGCCGAGGCUCCUCCCUACUUUUAUCAUCGGAAAAGCAGAUUUUACUUCAAUUCAGCACCGACCCGCGUUCUGUGACGCCUGCCCCGGAGGAACCGCCGGAUUUCCGAGCCCCUCCCAUAUAUGCACAUUGGCCACGCCCCCUCUCCUUACAUUUCAAGCGGACUACUGUACGGGGUCCGGACCCCCUUCACUACGUGAAUAUAAUGUGAAUCUAUUUGUAACUGGAAUGAUCCGCAGCUCAGUGUAGCGCCCCCCAACUGUCAUUUGUUGCUCUGCGUGUAGCCACGCCCCCCAGAAGAUUCCAACUCACCCCAAUAAGACGGGGUACAACAUAUCCCCACGUGGGAGAAGCAGGGGGGGGAACACUUUGCCUUGAAUCCUUGUAGGUUUCACGUUAACCCUUUCCUUCCUGACGGUGCCUGGACCAGACUGUGCCCCCUGGGGGCUUGGUGGGGGGGGUUCCCCUUUCUUAUAUCAAUGAGUAACGGUGCAAUUAAAGGGAAAGGGACAUUUAU